UUGGUUUCUAGUUUGGUAAUGAACUAGCUUACAGCCAUGUAUUGCUUAAAAAUAUAUACUGGAAAAUCUUGUGGUCCUAUUGCCAAGUGUGUUACAGUUCUGAAAUGUAGAUGUGUUGUUCUUCCUAGUAUCAUAGCCUCAGUGACACUUUCUCAGUUAAAAGGAUUAUUUUUCUGGAUACUAAUGUUCUUGGCAGUCACAUGUGACAACUUGUUUCAGAACUCUGUGUAUAACUGGAUCCUAUAAAGAACAAAUAGAUUGGCAGAUUAUUGUAUAGUAAGGUGUUUGUUAAGAUGGGAGUCAGUUCUAUGUGGAUCAUACGUCUACUUGUGUUAGUGAUUGUUAGUCUUUUUUUUUGUUUGUCAGCAGCAUUGUUGAGAGUGAGAGCAUAUGAAAAGUUAUUGAUAUACAGACAAAAUUUCCCUUGUUUUAUAUCACUUUUGACCUCCACAAGCUCCAAAAGCUGACGCAGACACAAGACCAAACACACAUCCUCUUAUUUAUUAUAGUCUGUUGGUUCGAGUUUUACUUUCUCAGUUAUGCAGAGAGAGAGAGAUAUGGAGAGAAUGUCUGCUUGUUUAUGUCUUGCGUUCCUGUUAUUCUCUGUUGUUGCAGAUGCAACGUAUAUUCCAAGACGUUCUCACCAUCUUUUAUCUUCGAGACAAAACAGGAAGACCUCCAAGUCAAACACAGAGUUGCCCUCUCACUUUGAGACUCGUUACUUCCCUCAGAAUCUUGACCACUUCAGUUUCCAACCAGAGAGUUACCAAGUCUUCCACCAAAAGUACCUCAUAAACAGUCGUUUCUGGCGCAAAGGUGGCCCCAUCUUCGUCUACACAGGCAAUGAAGGAGAUAUAGAGUGGUUUGCUUCCAACACCGGUUUCAUGCUGGACAUUGCUCCAAAGUUCAAGGCUCUUCUAGUCUUCAUCGAGCAUAGGUUCUAUGGAGAGUCAAAGCCGCACAAGCUGGCCAAUACAUUGGGAUUCUUGAACUCGCAGCAAGCGUUGGCUGAUUACGCUAUCUUGAUAAGAAGCUUGAAGCAGAAUCUAACCUCUGAAGCAUCUCCUGUCAUAGUCUUCGGUGGCUCUUAUGGUGGAAUGCUUGCGGCGUGGUUCAGGCUAAAGUAUCCACAUAUAGCAAUUGGCGCAUUAGCAUCCUCUGCUCCGAUUCUGAACUUCGAUAAUAUUGUCCCAUCUUCAAGCUUCUACGACACCGUUUCUCAGGACUUCAAGGAGGUGAGUGUUAACUGCUUUGAAGUCAUCAAGAGAAGCUGGGGAGAAAUGGAAGUUUUCUCCACCAUAAAAGAUGGCUUACAAGAACUCAGCAAAAUGUUCAGAACUUGCAAGACCCUACACUCUGUUGACUCAGCCUCUGGUUGGCUAGAGACAGCUUUUAUUGAAACAGCAAUGGUUAAUUAUCCAACACCUGCAAAUUUCAUGGCUCCACUGCCUGCUUAUCCAGUGGGACAGAUGUGCAAGAUCAUGGACGAGUUACCUCUAGAAGCUAGCAAUCUAGAGCGUGCGUUUGCCGCUGCGAGUUUAUACUACAACUAUUCAGGUUCAGUGACUUGUUUCGAUAUGGAAAACCAUACUGAUUCUCAUGGACUCAACGGUUGGGGAUGGCAGGCAUGCACAGAGAUGGUGAUGCCGAUGAGCUGCUCGAACCAGACCAUGUUUCGACCAUUUGAAAGUGAUGAUGAGAAAGCAAACCAAGAAUAUUGUCUGAGGGAAUACGGUGUCAAGCCUAGACCAAACUGGAUCACCACUGAGUUUGGCGGGCAGAGAAUAGAGAUGGUGUUGAAGAGAUUUGGUAGCAACAUUAUAUUCUCCAAUGGACUGCAGGAUCCGUGGAGCGGAGGAGGUGUCCUGAAGAACAUAUCGAGCAGUAUCAUUGCGCUUGUGACCAGAAAAGGAGCUCACCAUACUGAUCUCAGAGCUGCUACAAAAGACGACCCUGAGUGGCUGAAACAACAGAGGAGGCAAGAAGUUGCUAUUAUAGAGAAAUGGAUCAGUGAGUAUUACAAUGAUCUGGAACAAGAAGAGCAAGCUAAGUGAAAAGGACUAGAACACCCAUUCAUUGUCUAAUUGUCAUGUGUCUGUAACGAGUAAAAACUAUUAUCCAAUAAUAAAAAAGGCGUUACUUCGAA
Messenger RNA from Brassica rapa (field mustard), 2146 nucleotides. RefSeq names its product lysosomal Pro-X carboxypeptidase. NCBI's taxonomy places the organism in Eukaryota, Viridiplantae, Streptophyta, Magnoliopsida, Brassicales, Brassicaceae. Gene Ontology annotation, molecular function: serine-type exopeptidase activity; dipeptidyl-peptidase activity. The record is from RefSeq and is a predicted model, not a curated record. Gene Ontology annotation, biological process: proteolysis.